This is a messenger RNA of Leptopilina boulardi, 894 nucleotides long. RefSeq lists its product as uncharacterized. Lineage: Eukaryota; Metazoa; Arthropoda; Insecta; Hymenoptera; Figitidae. The coding region runs from base 328 to 813 and encodes 161 amino acids. The transcript has 4 exons. The record is from RefSeq and is a predicted model, not a curated record.
AAAGCUAACAUAAUAAAAAACAACUUCUACUAGAUUCCUUUCAGAUUCAGGAACAAAAACUCUCAAUUCUAGAAGAAAAAAAAAUUUUACAGACACAUAUCCAUCAUAGUGAAUUUGUCUAAAUAGGAGAGAAAGUCACAAUUUAACACUUCAAAGUAUUCAAGAAGAUCACUGGCCUAAUUUAUUUUGAGGGAUCAUUUUUUGCAACAUUGCAACACUCUUCUAGGCUGAAACCUAUCAACCAUCUGGGAAAAUAAUAUCGGCAAAACAAAACGUAUAUAUGAUUAUUUUUUUAAUUAUAUAAGAAAAUUUAAAUCUUCCAAUAAUAUGAAUGAAAAAAUAAAAAAUAUUCUAUCCAUCUUGAGUGACAUUAAAACACAAUCCGAAAAUUUAAAAAGUCAGUAUCCGAAAACAGUUGGCUUCAUUCAGCUCCUUUCAGCAUUUUUUAAGGAAUCUGAUCUCUAUAUAUUGAUAGAUCAAGAAGCUACAAAUGAGGAAAUAAGGAAAAUUGAAAUUUCCACUCGACCAAUCUUAGUCGUACAAGGUCUGUCAAUUUACCAGGAAAAUUGUCUAACGUCUGUGGCAGUGGAAAUUGCCAUUCUUGUCAAGUCGGACAGCCUGUUGGAAGGUUUACUUCUAUUUUCAUUAAGCCAUUAUAUGUAUGGCUAUAAUUAUGACGAAAAAAAAUCAUCUACGUUGGAGUUAAUUCAAAGGAUGUUAUUGGAUAUCAACCCAGUAGACGGACACAAACGAGGCAGGAAAAAUAAAAGAAAAACCCCAGACGCUAAUACGAAAGUUUUGUCGCUUAUUUAAGUAAUAGUUGAUAUCUCUGGAUAAUUAUUUAUUACAUUAUAAGCAAUAUCAACAUGCAUUACUUAUAUUUAAAUUCUGAUA